Molecule: messenger RNA, 3746 nt
Organism: Vigna radiata var. radiata (mung bean)
Lineage: Eukaryota; Viridiplantae; Streptophyta; Magnoliopsida; Fabales; Fabaceae
Product: E3 ubiquitin-protein ligase UPL6
Exons: 26
Coding region: 389-3484 (1031 amino acids)
Biological process (GO): protein polyubiquitination; ubiquitin-dependent protein catabolic process
Molecular function (GO): ubiquitin protein ligase activity; protein binding
Source: RefSeq, a predicted model, not a curated record
AGAACCUUCCUGGUAUAUGAACACACUUGACCGAGAAAGUUAAAGAAGAUUCGCGUUUGCUUUUCUUUUUCUUAUUUUCUCUUCGGAGCAGUUCUGCGUAUAAAUACAGAAUUACUAUUCUGUAUUAUUAUUAUUAUUAUUAUUAUUACCAUUUUCUUGCCCAUAAUCGAAAUCUGCAAUUUACGAUUCUCUUUCCAGCUACUGCCGCUGCUGUGGUCUCCAUUUCCAGGGGGUUCGAGUCCUCGUUGAAAUCUUUCUCAUUGCAGAUUUAGCUCUGCUUCGCGUGCUUCGAUUGUUCUCUUCGCUUCUCUUUCUUUCUUUCUUUUUCGUUUUUGAAAAUUAGGGCGUGAAUUGGGCGAAGCUCGCGUGGGAAGGAAAUCGAAUAAACAUGUUUUUCAGCGGCGAUCCUUCUACUCGUAAGCGUGUUGAUUUAGGCGGUCGCAGCUCGAAAGAACGGGAUAGAAAGAAUCUUCUUGAGCAGACACGAUUAGAGCGGAACCGGCGUUUGUGGUUGCGCCAGCAGAACUCUGCUGCACUCAAGAUUCAGAAAUGCUUCAGAGGGAGAAAAGUUGUCAGAACAGAACGGUCUAAACUACGAGAGAAAUUUCUUAGCAUCUAUGGGGAGAACUGUCAGAACUUAGACAGGAAUGCUUUUGGUCCAGAUUCAGAUUUCCUCCGUCAGUUCCUCUAUUUCUUUAAUGCAGAAAGUAUUGAUGAUUUUUUAAUUCUUGUGCAAAUUUGCCGAUUGCUUCAACAGUAUGUUCAAGAGACUGGGGAUGUUGUCCAACUUUUUGCUGCUGAGGACUACUUGUCCAGGUGUGCUUUGGUGAACUAUCGAGUGAAGCAAUUUGUAUAUACUUGUAUUCGUGCUGUACAUCAUAAUAGGUAUCACUUGAAGGAUCAGCUUUUAUUAACUCUGAAGGAAUCUAAUGUAUCGGCCAUUCCUUUACUGGAGGUCUUAGUAUUGUUGAUAGAUCCCAAACUGCCAUGGAGCUGUAAGAUAGUAUCAAGUCUGUCUAAAAACAGUGCAUUUAGUCUACUUAGAGAGAUUAUUCUUACAGGAAAGGAUAAUGCUGAAAAUUGUAUUUACAGUGAAAAAGGAUCAUCAUUGGAGCGUGUGCUUACUGUUGUAACUUGCCACAUUGGUCAGAAGCCAUGUAUCUGUUCACCUACUGAUCCAGUAUAUAGCUUCUCAUCACAGAUCCUUUCGAUUCCUUUCUUGUGGCAUGUUUUUCCAAACCUAAAACAGGUAUUUGCACAACAGGGCCUGGGCCAACAUUACGUUCAUGAGAUGGCAACAUGGUUACCAAAUCUGAUGAAUUCUCUUCCUAAUGAUAUAUCAGAUGAAUUUCCUACCUAUGCCUGUCUUCUUGGAAAUAUAUUAGAAACUGGUGGAAUUGCUUUGUCUCGACCUGACUGUUCAUUUGAUAUGGCUGUAGACCUUGCUUCUGUUACUACAUUUUUGCUGGAAUCAUAUCCAUCUCCGACAAGAUCUGAUGGUAGAGAGAAUUCUAAAAUUGCCAAUGAUGAAAUGACUGGCGAAGAUGAAGUCAUGGAAGUAGUUUUGGAUAGGAAAUUGAACCAACAAAUUUCUAAUGCCAUUGAUACUCGCUUCCUUCUGCAACUGACAACUAUAUUAUUUAGAGAUUUUUCAUCUUCAAAUGGUUCAGAUCAUGAGCCAGAGGACAGGGAGGUUGCAGCUGUUGGUGCAGUUUGUGGAUUUUUACAUGUUAUCUUCAACACAUUGCCACUUGAAAAGAUUAUGACUGUACUUGCCUACAGAACUGAACUUGUUCCUAUACUUUGGAAUUUUAUGAAACGGUGCCAUGAGAACAAAAAGUGGUCAUCUUUGUCUGAACGGUUAUCAUACCUCUCCGGUGAUGCACCAGGUUGGCUGUUGCCACUUUCUGUAUUCUGUCCUGUUUACAAGCAUAUGCUCAUGAUAGUUGAUAAUGAGGAGUAUUAUGAGCAGGAGAAACCACUAUCACUGAAGGAUAUUAGAAGCCUUAUCACUCUGCUAAGGCAGGCUCUGUGGCAGUUAUUGUGGGUGAAUCAUACCACAUCUGCCAAUUUGGUAAAAUCGGGUCCCGUCAGCACAGCAAUUAAAAAGCAGUUCGAAGCUAUUCAACAGAGGGUUAGCAUUGUAGUCUCGGAGCUUCUGUCCCAGCUGCAAGAUUGGAACAACAGAAGACAGUUUACAUCACCCAGUGACUUCCAUGCUGAUGGGGUGAAUGACUACUUUAUCUCUCAGGCCAUUAUAGAAAAUACACGAGCAAAUGAAAUUUUGAAGCAGGCUCCUUUCUUGAUACCAUUUACUAGCAGGGCUAAAAUUUUCACUUCUCAACUAGCUGCUGCUAGACAAAGACAGGGAUCUCAGGCUGUUUUUACUAGAAAUCGGUUCAAAAUUCGUCGGAAUCAUAUUUUGGAAGAUGCCUACAAUCAAAUGAGUCAGCUGUCAGAAGAUGACCUUCGAGGACUGAUUCGUGUGGCUUUUGUUAAUGAAUUUGGAGUUGAAGAGGCAGGAAUAGAUGGAGGUGGAAUAUUCAAAGAUUUUAUGGAGAACAUCACACGUGCUGCAUUUGAUGUGCAAUAUGGAUUAUUUAAGGAGACAGCAGAUCACCUGCUUUAUCCUAAUCCUGGAUCAGGAAUGAUACAUGAACAACAUCUCCAAUUUUUCCAUUUUCUUGGUACUCUUCUUGCGAAGGCUAUGUUUGAAGGGAUUCUGGUUGAUUUACCAUUUGCUACUUUCUUUUUGAGCAAAUUGAAACAAAAGCACAACUAUCUAAAUGACUUGCCUUCCCUGGAUCCAGAAUUAUAUCGUCAUCUUAUUUUUCUUAAGCAUUAUGAGGGUGACAUUUCGGAGUUGGAACUAUAUUUUGUUAUAGUAAACAAUGAAUACGGAGAGCAAACAGAAGAGGAGCUGCUUCCACGGGGAAAGAACAUCCGUGUUACUAAUGAGAAUGUCAUUACUUUUAUUCAUCUAGUAGCCAAUCACCGCUUGAAUUGUCAGAUACGUCAGCAAAGCUCUCAUUUCCUGAGAGGAUUUCAGCAACUUAUUCAGAAGGAUUGGAUUGAUAUGUUCAAUGAGCAUGAACUUCAGCUUUUGAUAUCAGGUUCACUUGACAGCUUGGAUGUUGAUGAUUUGCGGCAGCAUACAAACUAUGCAGGAGGCUAUCGUAGUGAGGAUUAUGUUAUUGAGACAUUCUGGGAAGUUCUCAAAGGCUUUUCAUCAGAAAACAAAAGAAACUUUUUGAAGUUUGUGACAGGUUGCUCUCGGGGACCAUUGCUUGGAUUCCGAUAUCUUGAACCUUUGUUUUGCAUACAAAAGGCCGGUGGUAAUGCUUCGGAGGAAGCUCUUGACCGAUUACCGACAUCAGCCACCUGUAUGAAUUUACUAAAGCUUCCACCUUAUAAAAGUAAAGAGCAAAUGGAAACCAAAUUAUUGUAUGCCAUAAAUGCUGACGCUGGCUUUGAUUUGAGUUAAAAGGAGGCACGGCAAUUUACCGCACCAUUAGAGGUUCAGUAGUAAUUUUUACUAGAAUAUCCGAUGUAAUGUGAACUGAAGAUAGGAGUGUCAUGUACAUAAUAUUCAUUUUCAUCUUCUCUGUCAAUUUGUCCUUAAAUGUAAAUAUAUUUGGCAAAAAUAAAUUACGGUGGGAUAUUGUUUUGUAUCACUAAAGUCCUAUGGAAUUAAAAAUUUCAGGAUCGAACUUAACUUACAAUUGAUAUAUCAAACAUACGAUCAC